AUGUUGGCUUCUCUUAUAAAAGCAGUAAGGCCUUCGCCUCAGUUUGUGAAAUAUGAGCCAAAAGGACCAAUUGUGAAAACUGCAGUACCAGGACCAGAAAGCUUGGCUUUGCUAAACGAAUAUGAAGGACUAACUCAGGAUUUCAGGACUGUAAGAUUCUUUGCCGAUUAUCAAAAAAGUAUAGGGAAUUAUGUAGUUGAUGCAGAUGGAAACACCCUUCUUGAUGCUUAUGCUCUGAAUGCUUCACUCCCAAUAGGCUACAAUCACCCUCUCUUUUUAUCAUUCCUUGAGCAAGCGAAUAUUCGUCCUCAUUUAAUUCAUAGAUCAGCUUGUGCAGUCAAUCCUUCUAGCGACUGGGCUUUAAAACUCAAAAACACUUUGCUUCCUCUGGGUCCUGAAAGCUUAAGCGAAAUUUUCAUGUCUUGUGGGUGCGGAAUCGGAGCUACAGAAAACGCAAUGAAAGCAGCAUCUAUUUGGUAUUAUAAAAAUCAAUACGGAGUUGACUUUACCCCUGAACAAAUAAAAACAACAAUAGAAGGAAAACCACCAGGGAUCCCUGAUUACGCAUUUUUGAGCCUUGAAGGAGCUUAUCAUGGCAGAAGUAUUGGCCUUCUUUCUGUCUCUUCAUCUUCUGGAAUUGAUAAAGUAGAUUUCCCAAGCUUUAAAUGGCCAAGAGCGCCUUUUCCAAAAGAAAAAUAUCCAAUAACUUCCUAUUCAGAAAACAAAGCUCAAGAAUCACAAGCUUUAGAAGCAACAAGGAAAAUCUUCCAAACAAGCAAAGUUCCUAUAGUAGGACUUUUGAUAGAGCCGAUUCAAAACGAAGGGACAUAUUACGCAAGUCCUCAAUACUAUCAACAGCUCCAAUCAAUUGCGAAGGAAUUCAAAGCUGCUGUCAUUGUAGAUGAGACCUAUUCUGGAGUUGGGAUUACAGGAAAGUUCUGGGCCCACCAGCAUUGGGGAAUUCAGCCAGAUAUUUUAGUAUUCUCUAAAAAAGCUCAAGUUUCAGGGUAUUUUGCUAAGCCAGAAUUCAGGCCACCUCAUGCUUUUAUGAUGAUGGGAACUUGGUGUGGAGACCCUCUGCGUCUUGCCCAAUUGCAAGGCGUAAUGAAUGUUAUUUCUUGUGAAAACUUAGUCGAUAGCGCCAGCUCUACUGGCGAAUAUUUAUUAAGCGGUCUCACCGCAAUUCAAACUAAAAGAGACAAACUCGCAAAUGUUAGAGGACUAGGCUUGCACAUUGCUUUUGACAUGCCAGACAAAGCCUCAGCCUGGGGAUUAUGCAAAAAAUUACUAGAAAAGGGUGUUCACGUAGGAGUUGCGAAAGAUAACGUCAUUCAGCUAAGACCUUCUCUAAUUUUCGGAAAGGCUCACGCUGACAUAUUCUUGGACGCACUUGAUGCUUCCCUUUAA
Messenger RNA from Blepharisma stoltei, 1407 nucleotides. NCBI's taxonomy places the organism in Eukaryota, Ciliophora, Heterotrichea, Heterotrichida, Blepharismidae. The record is from the annotation of a GenBank genome assembly.